AUGACAUCAUCAUGUUCUGAUUGUACUAUUGGUCUAGUAGUAUUUGGCCUAAUUAGUCUAUUAUUUGCUUUAGCAUUUAUAUCUAUCGGUGCUCUAGAAUAUGAAAAGACACUUACUUAUAAAAGUACAAUAUGUUGGGUAAACUCAAUAACAAUGGUGAAAAGAACAUUUUCAACAAAAAAUGGUCCCAUGACAUCAGAAUAUGCAAAAUAUAAUGUCAGUUAUAUAAUUCCUAUUAAUUUGUACACAACAAUGUCGACGACUUUUGAAGAAAGUAAUGGACUAAGUAAACACCCGAUUCAUUCGUCCGAUACAUGUUAUUAUGAUACGACAAAUCCAUACAAAGUACAAUGGAAAAAACGCAGUCCACAACAACUACUUACAGUUGGAAUUUUCUUUGCAUUACUAGGAAUUAGUAUGCUAACUGUGGCAUGUUAUUAUGUUUUAAAAAUUUAA
Molecule: messenger RNA, 456 nt
Organism: Adineta steineri
Lineage: Eukaryota; Metazoa; Rotifera; Eurotatoria; Adinetida; Adinetidae
Source: the annotation of a GenBank genome assembly